This is a messenger RNA of Gavialis gangeticus (Gharial), 1020 nucleotides long. It is a transcript of the gene MARCHF11, whose product is annotated as membrane associated ring-CH-type finger 11. Gene Ontology annotation, molecular function: ubiquitin-protein transferase activity. The record is from RefSeq and is a predicted model, not a curated record. The coding region runs from base 262 to 795 and encodes 177 amino acids. Lineage: Eukaryota; Metazoa; Chordata; Crocodylia; Gavialidae. The transcript is spliced from 3 exons. Gene Ontology annotation, biological process: protein ubiquitination.
UGGUGAUGAUGUUGGAGGAUAGUGACUUGGAAACUAACUUGUUGUUCCACAGUUGGAAAUGACACACUUGCAGAAAAGACAAAAGGUCCCUGUGCAAUUUAGUUGAACUUGCUCUCUUUUCAGGGAGAACUGUUAAAUCCCUGCCGCUGUGAUGGCUCAGUACGGUACACACAUCAACUUUGCUUACUAAAGUGGAUAAGUGAAAGAGGGUCAUGGACCUGUGAGCUGUGCUGUUACAGAUACCAUGUUAUAUCAAUUAAAAUGAAAAAACCUUGCCAGUGGCAAAGCAUUACUAUAACGCUGGUUGAGAAAGUGCAGAUGAUUGCUGUAAUCCUAGGAUCUUUGUUCUUAGUAGCAAGUGUGACUUGGCUUCUAUGGUCAGCCUUCAGCCCCUAUGCAGUAUGGCAAAGAAAGGACAUCCUUUUUCAGAUCUGCUAUGGAAUGUAUGGUUUUAUGGAUCUAGUGUGCAUAGGACUAAUCAUACAUGAAGGUGCAUCUGUUUACAGAGUGUUUAAGCGCUGGAGGGCUGUUAAUUUGCACUGGGAUGUGUUAAAUUAUGAUAAAGCUACAGACAUAGAAGAGAGCAACCGAGGAGAGUCUUCAGCAGGAAGGACAUUGUGGUUACCACUAACAGCAUUUAGAAACAGAAAUGUAGUCCAUCCAACACAGUUAACUUCUCCAAGAUUUCAGUGCGGUUAUGUAUUGUUACACCUUUUCAGUCGUAUGAGACCUAAUGAGGAUUCCUCAGAAGAUAACAGCUCUGGAGAGGUUGUGAUGAGAGUGACCUCCGUGUAAAAGAUUUAUGCUCACUGUGCUACACAAAAAAGGAUAAUGUGUUCUGGACUCUACAGUACUCUUGAAUGUUGUUGCAAUGAAUGGAAAAAAACAUAGCACUAGCAAAAAUAUAUACAACUUUUUUUUAAAUUUAAUGAGUUUUAUAUGGUCAGUUGAAUUGCAAAUACAUCUUUCUGAAAAAAAAAUUCUCUUGCUUUUUAUAUAGUCUGGUUUCAUAAAGCUUUU